CCCGGGUAUGGCAUACAAUAGCUAGUGCUGUACAAUAUAGUUGAUGCAUAUUUACCAUAAUGUAGUUUAUUGUUAUUGUUAUUGUCUGGAACUGGUAUUUCUUAUAAUCACCAUUAUAGUAUGCGAUGGUGAAAAACACCCAACAUGAUAAAUAAUAAUUGUAUAUUUUUUAGUCAGCACAAAAUUUGUGUUGUAAUGUAAUGACAAGCGGAUUAAUGUGUGACACAGAAUAUGCAUGUUGGGUGUUUUAUUUUUUUGUCUAGUCGCACAGUUUAUUAACUUGUUAAAACUAGCUUAACUACUUAUGUGAUAAACACCAUGGCCAACAGUGCGUCGAGUUUUACCGAGUUUUGGGCACAGAUAUCGAGAACAAUUCAACAGAAUAGUCGGCUUAAACAAGCUAAUUGUAAUGACAAAUCAGUGGCCGAGUUAUGGCCAUCGAGUGAUGGCUGCGAUGAGUCCCCAGAGGUCGUACAUCACGGGCGCGGCGGCCGAAGACAUGAUACUCGCGAUGAUAGCGAUCAGCAGCUGAAGUGUGGCGACCGUACGGCACGUCUUAAACAACUGAUGACAUUAAACGAAAUGUACAAAAACGCGAACAAACUCUUUGAAAAGCCAGUGAUCGCCAGAAGUGCCACCAAUUGUCUGUCCGAAGACCAUAAUAAGCACCGCCGAAGACAGUCAGGACUGUGUGCCGACAGUUUUACUGACACUCAAGACUUGGUCCAUCACUUGAAGACUCGCCACCCGAUCGAUAGCCAGAAGAGUGCCGCCGACGCUGUGCUGACCACCGAUGGCGGUGACAACGACGACAACGAAGAUCGGGAACCGCUGUCGUGUCCCGUUUGCGGCCAGCGAUACAACUGUCGCACGCGGUUCGCGAAGCACGUGAGCGCACACGACGAGUCCAAUCGGUACCCGUGCUCUGCCUGUGACCAGACAUUUGCCAAAGAGUGGACACUCGAGAUACACGUCAACAGAGACCACAAGAGUGUGAAGCCGUUUGUGUGCGAUCUCUGCGGACAACGGUUUUACGCCAACGAGAAACUGUUGAACCACUUGUCAAACAAACACAAACUGCCGGUCUAUGAGUGUCCCGACUGUGACUACAAGACUAACAGCAAGUAUAAGAUGGCCAGACAUAAGCAGAUCCACUCCACAGAUAGCAAGUAUAAGAUGGCCAGACAUAAGCAGAUCCACUCCACAGAUAGGUAUCGGUGCGAUGUCGACGACUGUGGGCUCGUGUUUGAGACCCGAUAUAAUCUGACGAUUCAUAUGAGCGCUCAUAAGAAAAGUGACCAUUUAAUGGACUGGUCGUCCGAUUCGAGCGGCAAUGGAACCAAACAACAGAUAGUUUGCCACAAAAGUGGAGAAAUAUUAGCAAAUAAUUACAAUUUAAGAAAUUACCGCAAAAGCAUGUCUUCAGCUAAUGGAAGCGCUGGUCAUUUAGUUGGAGAUAAUUGCGAUAAAAAUGAUGUAAUCGACGACACACUGGAAUGUAAUUCAGAUGACAUACCUGUGACAGACUUCUUGGAAUUGAAUUAUACAAUUGAAGACAUUGAGGACAGCGAUGGCAAACAAACCGGUGAUGAAGACAAUGAAUUAUCAAUCGAUACAACCAAAUGUGAUAAACAACUAGAAGGUGAUAAUGGAUUAAAUGGCAGAACACAAGUUGUGAUAACAAAUGACAAUAAAUUACAGAAAGCUAUUAAUAAAUCACUUCACAGCAGAUCCGUAACGAAGAACAUAGAUUCAAAUAAUUUGCCACAAAUGCAGCAAAACUCUACUUAUAGUAACAAAAGCGCACAAACUUCGCGGACCCGACCAUCAAAUGGCCAGAAAAACCGUAAAAACUAUUGGCCAAAGAUUAUCAACUCGUAUGAAAAGCGUACAAACUCUUCGUCUGGUAGACAGCGUCAACAGUUCCUGUGCUCUGUCGAGGAAUGUCUUAAGCGAUUCACGAGCGAUCACGAGCUUCGGGAUCACCUGAAAGCGGUUCACAAACUUUUUCAUUGCAAUAAAUGCGAGAAAUGUUUCCGCAGUUUGAGUGGUGUUAUCCGCCAUAAGAAGAGAUGCCACGCAAGCGCUCAACUGAUCCGAUGCCCAUUUUGUACCAAAAACUUCUACUACAAGACGUCGUACGAGAAACACAUGCGAACGCACGCCGAAUGGGAUCAACUCGACGGUGACCGCGAUGUUGGCAACUCUAAUAACACUACUGGCGAUGAUACAGAUGACGAUCGCCACCACGGGAUCAAAGAGUCGGUCGACACUUAUGUCUGCGAACAAUUGGAUGACAAACUGGUCACAAAGGAACAGCUGAUGAAGCGUAUGGUGAGUGCACACCAAACGCCGGCCAAUAUCUUCGACUAUAAGGCUUUCAAUAGUAAACUCUUGACCACUCAUGUGAACCGUUACUCGCGGCCGAAGCCCAAGAAAUCAACGAAAAUACAACGAAACUUUGUAAACAGUUUAUCACCGAAUAACCAAUUGUCAGCUGAUCUUAUCAGUGAUAAUAAUGAUGGCAAUACCGGCGGUCAAAAGACCGCUUAUCAGAAGACUUUGGAAUCGAUUGAUGAGUUGAACAGUUAUUGUGCCGAUAAUAGCUAUGGUGUGGAUAAUGACGAUAGUUGUGGUGAUAGAGAGAGUACCGGUGCUGUCGAUGGCGGUGGUAGUGAUGAUAAUGGUGUGGACACUGGGAAUAGCGGUGUACAGAAUCUGCUAUGUUUUGACUGCAAUCAUACGUUCAGCUCAUAUGAUAUGCUUUACAGACAUAAUAAUCAAAUGCAUAGUAAAAAACAUCGGCCGAGGAUUAAGUGA
This is a messenger RNA of Medioppia subpectinata, 2820 nucleotides long. NCBI's taxonomy places the organism in Eukaryota, Metazoa, Arthropoda, Arachnida, Sarcoptiformes, Oppiidae. The record is from the annotation of a GenBank genome assembly.